This is a messenger RNA of Alternaria arbusti, 1032 nucleotides long. RefSeq lists its product as uncharacterized. The coding region runs from base 1 to 1032 and encodes 343 amino acids. The transcript has 2 exons. NCBI's taxonomy places the organism in Eukaryota, Fungi, Ascomycota, Dothideomycetes, Pleosporales, Pleosporaceae. The record is from RefSeq and is a predicted model, not a curated record.
AUGGGCAAUAGCUUCGGCUUUCUGAGAGGCGAAAGCGGAAGUGGGUUCCAGUUUAACGUUGUGGAGGCCUGCAAGGCUGAGGAUGUGGACCUCGCUCAGGCUUACAAACCCAACAACAAGACUCCCGAGAAUCCGAACGCGGAUCCGACAUGGAAAGAUAGAGUGCGCGCAGCUGGCCGAACAUUCGUCUUGGGCGUUGCAGACACUCAGACUAUCUUCGUCGGAGCUUUCCUUCUCGGUUUUGCUGGCCGGAGCAAGUGCAAGCUGACAAGCUAUCACUUUACGGUCGCCGUCAGUCAGAUGAUGAUCGCGCUAUCCGUUCUCACCUUCUCCAUCGCACUGGUGCGGACCUAUUGGCGCAAUCCGCUCGCAGCCGCUUUCCGACUAAUUCUCUCGGUUGGGGCCUUUAUCGGUGUCGGGUUGACCAUCUUCAGGGAAGCCAACUAUGCUCCGUAUGAUGCACUUGAGCAUUCGAGCCAAGACAGCGCUAUUCUUUUGCCAGUAGCAUGUAUGCUAGAAAUGGACUUGCGAUCAGCAGCAGAAGAGCAAGCGCGCCUGAACCAAGCCAAUCUCGGCUUCGGUAACGCCACAGCCUGGCCACCAGAACGAUUCAUGUACAUCGUCCUCGGCGUCGCUUUCCUCGCCGCCCACAUCUCCGUUCCCAUUCGUUUCGCCGAAUCCAGAGACCGCGCACCGAAAGUCUGGACAGAGAAGCGGGCAUUGGUUACCUUGAUCUACUGGAUCUUGGUGUUGCUCACACCCAUCGUCACGUCGAUGUUCUGCUGGUUCCGCGUGUACACAAUGCGCGAGUGGGUGGCUGGUUCGGGGUGGAUGGAGGAUCCGAAUACGGAGAUGAUAGUGUGGGAUUCGGGACAGUUGAUCGCUAUGGGCGUGCUUAUUACGGUUGUUAUGAAUGUGCUUACUGAGGCGAUGGAGAGGGAGAAGAAAGACGCGAAGAAGAGGAGUGACGGAAGGGAUGGAGAGGCGGGAGUGGAGUUGCUGCCGACCGCGUAUCGUGGGUAUGAGUAUUAG